Molecule: messenger RNA, 3597 nt
Organism: Aspergillus aculeatinus CBS 121060
Lineage: Eukaryota; Fungi; Ascomycota; Eurotiomycetes; Eurotiales; Aspergillaceae
Product: NACHT domain protein
Exons: 7
Coding region: 38-3481 (1147 amino acids)
Source: RefSeq, a predicted model, not a curated record
AUUCAUCGUGAGCAACAUAGUGAGAAGCAUUGCGAGAAUGUCUGCUGCACAGAGUCUCAUCCAGAACGCCUUCGAUGCCGCAGUGCAGGAGUUCAAAGCAAACCUCAACAACGACGCAGUCUACCAGAAGAUCCUCUCCGUUACCUCCAUCGAUGAAGUCUACGACCUUACCGAUCAGCUUCAGGCCGAACAAGGCAGAAAGGGGCACCUGCGACACCUGGCCAAGAUCGAGCCUUACCUGAACCGUCUCCGCGACUACGCAGCAGUAAUUGAAAACUUUGUCCAAAUCAAGCCGGAAAUCAUGGCCCUGAUCUGGGGCCCGAUCAAGCUGCUGCUCCAGUGGAGUAGCGUUCUAGCUCAGUCCUUUGAUGCAAUCCUUCAAAUAACGGGCGAUAUCGGGGUCUUGCUGCCGGAGUUCCAGGAUUGCGCGGUCUUGUUCGCGCAAAACAGUCGUAUCUAUGAUCUGAUGGUGCUGUUCUUCAAGGAUAUCCUGGACUUUUACCAGGUGGGGUUGAAAUUCUUCACCAUGUCGCGAUGGAAGUAUUUCUUCGAGUCUGUGUGGCCUCGUAAGAGGGACCGUAUCAAUCUGGUUAAGACUCAUAUCGAAAGACACUCUUUGCUUAUGCGGAAUGAAGUACGUCUAGAGCACAUUCGCGAGGAGCACGAGGCUCGAUUGAAGGCCUUGGAGCAUUUCAAAGCCGAGGAACGUGCUCAGCGACUACAGCAGUUUCAUGUGAUCAAAACAGAUGUCAAUCCGAGGAUGUACGAUGACAAGCUGAACUGGUGUCAUGGUCGCAUUUGCGACGGGUCGGGCGCAUGGCUGCUUAGGGACAAGGCUUUCACCAGUUGGCUGGAUUUCUCUGCUGGGACGCCGCCCAUUCUCUGGCUUCAAGGCAUUCCAGGUGCCGGAAAAACAUUUCUUGCCAGCUUAGCUAUCGAUAAGACACGCACAGUAGCCCACACGGCCUUCGCUUUCCUGAGUCACACAUACAGUAGCAGUACUUCAGCUCUGAGCGUGCUGCACUCUUUGAUAUUUCAGCUCGCAGGGCGAAAUGAGGACAUGCAGGAUGUGCUCUGCCAUUCCACCCACGACCGCAUCCGGAGCGAUGUUACUGUUGCCGUCGAGCUUCUCAGAGUCUUAUUGAAUUGUGCAGGUCCCGCAUUUUUGGUUGUCGAUGGUGUAGAUGAGAUCGAGGAGCUUGAACGUGGUAUUCUCCUCAACCAGCUUUUGCUUCUGCCCGAAAAGUGUCCCGAAACGCGGGUAUUUAUCAGCAGUCGGCGAGAGAGCGACAUUGCUGCCAUUUUGGAGAAGAUUUCAGAGUCAAUUCGAAUUGACAAAAGAAACCAGGAAGGCAUUCAGGCAUUUAUAAGUCAGCAGCUGGGACUGAUGUUUGAAAGUCGUGAAUUUCCACCCGACGUCCAGGCGCAGAUACGCCAAUCCAUGGAGCCGCUAGCUUCAAAAGCCAAUGGAAUGUUCUUAUAUGCCAAGGUUGUCUUGAGCAGUAUUGAGCUGCUAGACGACGUCGCGGAGAUUUGCGAAGAGCUGAGCCUCCUACCAGAAGAUUUGGACAGCGCCUAUGCUCGAAUUCUACUUCGGAUCAACAAUCUGCGACCGGCAUCUGUCAAGGCGAAAGCCAGAAGGAUACUAGCCUGGGUGGGCUGCUCACCCACGCCAUUGACUUCGCGGGAGAUGGAGCAAGCCCUGAGUAUUCAACCCGGGAAAGUCAAUGCAGGAAAAAGAUUGAGCGCAGCGCCAAAUCUCAACAAGCUAUGUGGACCAAUAGUUGAAGUUAUUGGCGAAGAAUACGUACAGUUUGUCCACUUUACGGUCAAAGAAUAUUUUUUUAGUACAGCCGUAACCGGUCAUAUCAGCUUUAUCGAUGGAACUCUCGACUUAGCCACAACCUGCAUUACAUAUUUCUGUCAGGGAUUUCACAAUCCUGAUGUCGUCAGCGAUGACGAUCAAUUCACUCAGCAUCUCAUUGAAGGUGGUUACAGGCUGCACUACUAUGCGCAGGAGAGGUGUUUUGAAGUCCUUCAGAUCUAUCUACGCUUGUUGGAUGGUGCAAAGGCCCCCUCGAGUCUUUUAAACUGCCUCAACAUGUUGAUGGCUACGCUCAGGAAUGAUCGAUUCGCACUCGCGGCGGAUGACGGACGCAUUGUGGAAGCUUCGUUUCUGCGUGCCUUUCAAACAGAUCACCCAGAGCUUUAUCAAUUUCUGUACGACAUCUAUCGAUUCCGCCAUAUGUGCUCACAAGAAACAUAUCAUCUGAAUGAAGAAACGAAAUGGGUUGAUUUCGAUCCACUAGCAUCAUCCCAAGUAUCAAUUCGACUUUAUCAAUACAUCAACAAAGCGCAGUGUGCUUCCAGCUCUCACAAUUCCGGAUGUCAAUGCGGCCUGCUUGACCGUGUAUUCGGUUUACAGGCCUACAGAUGCGGAUAUUUAAAUUGUCCUCUCCAACGGCGUGGGUUUGAGUCCAUAGCAAUACAAAAGCGACAUGAAGAUGAACAUACUCGCGUUUGGAAAUGCCCUGUUUCAGGCUGUGAGUAUGAAAAAACCGGAUUUUUGUCUGCAAAUAUGAGAGACCAGCAUGCAAUCAAAGCUCACCGAAAGCAACAUAAUACCAAUGACAUUGUUCACGACAGCCAUAUGUCACCCGAGGACGAGGUAGAGUUUAUCCUAGAUCUAGUCAGGUCUAAUGAUAUUGAGGCUAUCAACUCCCUCCCCCUUACUCUCUUUGAGGCGAGAUUUCGGUUUGCAAACAGCCACCGGCUCAAUCUGGGAAACGUGCUGGGAGAAUUUGGAUCUGCCUCAACUGUUGGGAUACUUUUGCCAUUUGCCGACUUGACAUCGACAUAUUCGGGAGCUAUACAGGCUUCGAAUACUGACCUUCUCAGCUGGCUUAUUGAUACAAAAACAAUAGACAAGGGGCAAUGGAGGUUAGCAUACGUUUGCAAAGAAUUUGUAAAGUGCGAUUCAGCAGAGAUGUACGACUUUGGCCGCAGAUGGUUUGCGAUGAUUCGAUUUAACAGAUUGUACCUUCCAGUCAUGAACGAAGCUGUGAUCGGUGUUACAGCAAGACUACCUCGCAGAGAGGACUUUUUGGUCUCACUGUGGGAUUAUGCUUGGAUGGAAUUGAGACAAAUUGAUAUUUCACAGGCGUUGAAGGCCGUUGCCAAGACAACCUGCUCUCUAAGGCUUGGACAGAUUCUGAUUCAACAUGGAGCCAAGGUAAAUUGCACCGUCAAGUCAAAAAUUACGGCACUGGGAUAUGCAACAAACAAACCUGCUCGCAAAAAUGCUCAAUUCGCCAAAUUUCUUCUAUUCCAUGGCGCUGACCCACAGCACACUUCGGCCUCCGGAAGAAAGAUAUCUGACCAGAUUGGGGCGAAGAGGAUAUCUCAUUGGCUUGGGAUUUCAUGGGAUGAUUUGGUAGAACAGGCUAGGGCCCAUGCAGAUGAAAAUGCAACCACCUCUUGAGUAUGCCACAGACAAAACAAGCCAAUGAUGGGUGACUUUUGUAUCUCAUGUGUCAUAUGAAUGCACGCGAAAUUUCGACUUUGAGACAUUAUAUACACGUUAAUGAUCAUAAAUCC